UGAGAAGUACUGGGUGGGGUACUACUUCAAUAGCUUGUUUUCUCCACAGUAUUAAUAAUCAGCCAGGUGGUGGUCUUUGCAACAGAACCUUACUAGCUUUGAGACCUGACAGUUUCAUCUGCAUCACCAUGGCUCUUUGGAUCCGUUCCCUACCUCUCCUGCUGCUGCUGGCUGUUUCAGCUCCCAGCCAAGCUGCUCCCAAUCAGCGUCUGUGCGGCUCUCAUCUGGUGGAAGCUCUUUUCCUUAUAUGUGGAGAACGGGGCUUCUACUAUUCGCCCAGGGAACGAAGGAACAUGGAACAACCACUAGUGAAUGUUCCUUUAUCGAAUGAGGUAGAAGUACCACUCCGAGAAAUCCAGAAAAUUCAGAAGAGAGGAAUUGUGGAGCAAUGCUGUGAAAAUACCUGCUCUCUCUAUGAACUAGAGAACUAUUGUAACUAGAAGAAAAGAAACUGGUCCAUGCAGGAAUGGAGAAAAAAGCACUUUGCUA
Molecule: messenger RNA, 489 nt
Organism: Notechis scutatus (mainland tiger snake)
Lineage: Eukaryota; Metazoa; Chordata; Lepidosauria; Squamata; Elapidae
Source: RefSeq, a predicted model, not a curated record